AGAGUCCAUGUUGUUGUGCCCAACCUGCUGUAGAUGAACUGUGCUGCUUUUUGAGAAUAAAGCAUGGUGCUUGAGAUUGUUUUAAGGGUUUCCUGGAUUUGUUUCCUGCUUUUUAGCAGUGGAGCUUGUUUCCCUGUAACAACAAAUGAUUCAGCCCAAACUAGUUCAGAUGUAAGCACCAGUGAUGGAAAGGUUGGCACUGGCCCUGGCUCUGGACCUGACGGCUCUACUGGAGAAGGGUUUGACCCUAGCCCUGAUAAGUCCUCUGAAAAAGAGUCGGGCCCUGGCAGCUCUGCAGGAGGCUGGUCCUUUGGUGCUGAUGGCUCCACUGGAGGAUGGGUUGGCCCUGGCAGCUCUACAGGAGGCUGGUCCUUUGGUGCUGAUGGCUCCACUGGAGGAUGGGUUGGCCCUGGCAGCUCUACAGGAGGCUGGUCCUUGGGUGCUGGUGGCUCCAGAGCUGGAAGAUGGGUCUCUGGUGCCAGUGGCCACACUGAAGGGGUUGGUCCAAGAUGGGCUAGUGGCUAUAACUUUGUUGGAGGCUUUCCUCAAGGUUUUCCUGCAGUGAGCUCUCCCUUUUUCCACACAUGGAACUGGAUACCUUCUCGUCCCUUCCCCGACUUCAGUGCCUGGUAUACUUAUGAGGCGCCACUGAGCAUGGUUGCGCAACCCCCACAAAUGCCUUCAUCCUAUGUUGUCCAGACUGGAAAUGGCUACCAGCGAGGAAGAGAAGUCCUUUCCCACUCCAAAUACUCUAACAAUAUUUUUGGCUACCCUCCUCAGAGUCCUGUACUGCCACAGUACCCAGGAAGUGUUCCAGUGACUGGAUCUCAAUGGACAAAGGUCUACUGAG
This is a messenger RNA of Archocentrus centrarchus (flier cichlid), 850 nucleotides long. RefSeq lists its product as uncharacterized. Lineage: Eukaryota; Metazoa; Chordata; Actinopteri; Cichliformes; Cichlidae. The transcript has 3 exons. Bases 64 to 849 code for a protein of 261 amino acids. The record is from RefSeq and is a predicted model, not a curated record.